CUGCGUCGUUCUCUUUUCCUUUCCGCUCAGGUUUCAGCCGUGGUGUGAGCGUGGAUUUCAUCAUCUAGGCUCAGAAAUAUCACCCAAAAUGAGCGUCCCGGCGUUUAUCGAUAUUACGGAAGAAGACCAGGCUUCAGAGCUAAGAGCCUACAUCAAGUCCAAAGGAGCUGACAUUUCAGAGGAGAACUCUGAAGGCGGGCUUCAUGUAGAUCUUGCUCAGAUCAUUGAGGCAUGUGAUGUCUGUCUCAAAGAUGAUGAUAAAGAUGUGGAGAGUGUCAUGAACAGCAUCGUGUCCCUGUUGUUGAUCGUGGAGCCAGAGAAGCAGGAGGCUCUCAUUGAGAGUCUUUGUGAGAAAUUGGUGAAGUUCCGUGAAGGAGAGAGACCCUCCCUCCGAAUGCAGCUGCUCAGCAACCUGUUUCAUGGUAUGGAUGAAAACACGCCUGUGAGGUAUACAGUCUUCUGUGGCCUCAUCAAGGUGGCAGCAACUUGUAAUGCCAUCGCCUUCAUCCCCACUGACCUCGAUCAGGUGCGUAAGUGGAUUGUUGACUGGAAUCUGAACACAGAGAAGAAGCACACACUCCUAAGGCUCGUGUAUGAAGCUCUGGUUGACUGCAAAAAAAGUGAGCCUGCUGCCAAAGUGAUGGUGGAGCUCCUAGGAAGUUACACAGAAGACAAUGCUUCACAAGCACGAGUUGAUGCCCACAGGUGCAUUGUCCGAGCUCUCAAAGACCCCAACACUUACCUGUUCGACCACCUCCUCACUCUGAAACCUGUUCGCUUCCUUGAGGGAGAACUUAUUCAUGAUCUGUUAACCAUCUUUGUGAGUGCAAAGUUAGCAGCAUAUGUAAAAUUCUACCAGAGUAACAAAGACUUCAUUGAUUCUCUUGGUCUGUCUCACGAGCAAAACAUGGCCAAGAUGCGUCUGCUGACUUUCAUGGGCAUGGCAUCGGAAUUCAAGGAGAUCUCAUUUGACAUGAUGCAACAGGAGCUGCAGAUUGGCGCCGAAGACGUCGAGGCUUUUGUCAUUGACGCUGUUCGAACCAAGAUGGUGUACUGCAAAAUCGACCAGACACAGCAAAAAGUUGUUGUGAGCCACAGCACACAUCGCACCUUUGGCAAGCAACAGUGGCAGCAGCUGUAUGACAGCCUCACCUCCUGGAAGGCUAACCUCGCAGCCGUCAAGACCAGUCUGCAAGCCCUGUCCCCUUCUGCUUAAUUCCACCUUAACCUGACUGUCUAGACUGCCUGACACCCCCCCCUAUUCUUUUCCACUUCCCAGAUUCCCAGACUGAACUGAUCAGUUUUUAUAUUCCUUCAAUAAAAGGACAGUGGAGAUCA
Molecule: messenger RNA, 1338 nt
Organism: Solea senegalensis (Senegalese sole)
Lineage: Eukaryota; Metazoa; Chordata; Actinopteri; Pleuronectiformes; Soleidae
Gene: eif3m
Product: eukaryotic translation initiation factor 3, subunit M
Exons: 11
Coding region: 89-1216 (375 amino acids)
Biological process (GO): cytoplasmic translational initiation
Cellular component (GO): cytoplasm; eukaryotic translation initiation factor 3 complex
Molecular function (GO): translation initiation factor activity
Source: RefSeq, a predicted model, not a curated record